Messenger RNA from Gastrolobium bilobum, 1410 nucleotides. Its product is annotated as probable serine/threonine-protein kinase PBL23. The coding region runs from base 1 to 1410 and encodes 469 amino acids. Gene Ontology annotation, molecular function: protein kinase activity; ATP binding. The record is from RefSeq and is a predicted model, not a curated record. The transcript is spliced from 7 exons. NCBI's taxonomy places the organism in Eukaryota, Viridiplantae, Streptophyta, Magnoliopsida, Fabales, Fabaceae. Gene Ontology annotation, biological process: protein phosphorylation.
AUGUUUGAUGGUUACCAGCAUUUGGUGAAGGCUUCACCACCUGCAAGAGCACAAUCACCUUUGAAAUAUAGGAGUGUAUCUUCACGCAUGUUAGUGGGAUUUAUUGCAGGCAUUUCAACAGUAAUGGCAGUGGCCUUAGUAUACUACCUCUGCAGGAGAAAGGUCAUUCCAUUUCUUAAGAAACCUAAUAAGACUUUGAAAGGAAAGAGAUAUAAUAGCUUGAAAUAUGACAAAAUAUUGUUAAGGCAUUUUGAUUUUGAGGAGCUAGUGAGGGCUACCAAAAAUUUUAGCCAAGAAUGCUUUCUGGGUUCUGGUGCAUUUGGAAAUGUCUACAAGGGAAACUUUGACUUAGAAGGAACACUAGCCAUUAAGAGAUCUCAUUCUGAAUCAUUUUUAAGUAUUGAAGAAUUCAGAAAUGAAGUUAGGCUCCUUUCAGCAGUAAAGCACAGGAAUCUUAUUGGUUUGGUUGGAUAUUGUGAAGAACCAGAUCGAGAUGGAUCCAAAAUACUAGUUUAUGAAUAUGCACCAAAUGGUUCACUGCUUGAGUACAUGAUGGGAAACAGAAGGAGGAGCUUAACUUGGAAGCAAAGAGUGAAAAUAGCAAUCGGAGCAGCUAGAGGCAUAGCUUAUUUGCAUGAAGGGGUGAAACCAAGCAUAAUUCAUCGUGACAUCAAACCAAGUAACAUCCUAAUAGGGGAAGGUUUUGAGGCAAAGGUUUCAGAUUUUGGGCUUGUUAAAUCAGGACCUACUGGGGAUCAAUCACAUGUCAGUAGCCAAGUCAAAGGGACACCAGGGUACCUUGACCCUGCCUAUUGUUCAAGCUUUCAUUUGACCAAAUUCAGUGACGUUUAUAGCUUUGGUGUCAUACUUUUGCAACUUGUUUCAGCUAGACCUGUGGUGAAUAACACUGAAAACCAAAGCAAACAACAUAUUAUUGACUGGGCAAGGCCUAGCUUAGAGAAGGGUAAUGUUGAAGAAAUCAUUGAUGCAAAUCUACUAUGUCUAAGUAAGCCAUGCAAUAUGAAAGUUAUGUUAAAGAUGGGGCAACUUGGUUUAAGAUGUGUGGUUCAAGAACCAAAACAUCGCCCUACAAUGUCCCAGGUGUGUCAAGAAUUAGAGCAAGCCCUCUACUCAGUUGAUAGCUUCAAUAGCAAGCGAUCUUCUAAAGGUUUGCUUAGAUCAAUUGGCUCAUCCAAGCAAUCAGCAGAUUCCGAGACACAGGGGUCAGGGGAACACAACAAUUGUUCAGAGAGUUUUGUGAGCAUAGACGGUGUUGGAUUUGAGACAUUCCAUAUUGAUAUGGAUAGCUUCUCCUUUCAGAGCACAAACUUAAUGUGUCUAGAAAAUAAUAGUGUCAGUAUUGACACUGACAAGAACAAUUUAAGAAUACAAGAGGAUGACACCAAGUAA